CGACGCUCGUCCCGCUGCUCGCCCGCGCCGCGCCCGCGGUUCGACGCUCGAUCGCCGCCCGGUCCCCGUCCCGCUCGGUCGCCAUGUCCGCCAAGGGCAAAGGUAAGAAGGGCGGGGACGCGAACGACGCGAAGGACGGGUACGGCGGCGAGGCGUCCGUCGGCAAGGCGACCGGCGGCCAGACAUCCGCGGACGCGCUGACCGCCGCGGCGCUGAAGGAAGCCGGGAUCAGCGUCAUCCUCGGGUCCAAGUCGUUCACGCGCAAGGCGAUCCUCAAGGAGAUGGGUAUCCCGUACGAGGUCGCCGUCGCUGACAUCGACGAGAAGGCCAUCGGAGACAGGACCGACUCCCCCAAGGACCUCGUCAUGGCCAUCGCCGUCGCGAAGGCUGACGCCAUCGUGAGGAAGAUGGCUGCGGAGCUCGGUCCCGACAUGGACGGCCAGUGGCCCAUCGCCAAGGACACCAUGCUCGUGACGUGCGAUCAGGUGGUGGUGCACGACGGCGUGGUGCGGGAGAAGCCCGAGUCGAAGGACGAGGCCAGGGAGUUCAUCCGCGGGUAUGGAGUAUCGGCGCCGUCAACCGUCGGCGCCAUCGUGGUGACCGACCUCGAGACCGGCGGGAGGUGCGUGGCCUUCGACCGCAGCACCGUGACGUUCGCGCCGGUCCCGGAGGAGAUCGUGGAGUUCCUCGUGAAUGAGGGCGAGUGCAUGAACUGCGCGGGCGGGCUGAUGGUGGAGCACCCCAAGAUGGCUCCGCUGGUGACCGAGUUGGACGGCGCGAUGGACUCCAUCAUGGGCCUCGGAAAGAGGGUCGUGGGUGGCUUGCUGAUGGAGGCGCUGCUCGAUCGCAAGCUCAAGGGUCUGUCCGGCGGCAUCAAGAAGGAGUUCAUACCCGAGGAUCAGCGGGUAGAGAAGAGUUAACGUCAGUAGCGUAGGCGGGAGCUGUGGCUAAUCUACAGCGCUACUAAACCU
This is a messenger RNA of Micromonas commoda, 971 nucleotides long. RefSeq names its product MAF family protein (gene MAF). Gene Ontology annotation, molecular function: nucleoside triphosphate diphosphatase activity. Bases 84 to 920 code for a protein of 278 amino acids. The record is from RefSeq and is a predicted model, not a curated record. NCBI's taxonomy places the organism in Eukaryota, Viridiplantae, Chlorophyta, Mamiellophyceae, Mamiellales, Mamiellaceae. The transcript has a single exon.